GACAGCCGUCGGGGUAACAUCCUUGUUCUCGUCCUAGUCCUCGUCCUUGCAUUGCCCCUCAACAUCACGAAUACCAAAGUUCUCUCUCGGUCUCUUCAGUUUCAAUUUCAAAUUCGUUCCUCCUAUUAUCUCCUUGUUUCCUCCAUUCGUUUUCCUUUGCUCUUCUAUAUUUGUUCGUUUCUCAUCCUUUCUUUCCUUCUUUCGUUACGGAAAUUUGUUUAUCCUCGGUUGAAGGUCCCCGUUGACUCUGUUAAAAUCAUCCGUCGACGCGUCCUUUGAUUUGUUUUCGUCGUUAGUUUUCCAAUUUUCUUCGGGGACGAAUUGAUUUUUCAUUUUGUUACGAUUUAAGAUAAGUUCUUUUCCUUUCGAGUAUUUUUUAAAUUUUCUUUCACCGUUCGCAACUUGGGUGUCGAUUCAGUGUCUUUGGUUUGGAAAUUUGGAGGUUUCUUUCGAGAUUUGCCUCUGUCUGGGUACUUCGCAUUUUUCGAGGUAACACAUUUUUUAUUUCUUGUUCCCGUUUGAUAAUUCCGUUACAUCGUGACUUCGGUUACUUCAACUGCGUAUAGUACGUAUUAUAUUUUUAUCUCAGAGAAAUAGAAUUUCUUUCAAAUGUUUAUCUUCUUAUUUUUCCGAAUCUUGGAAAUCAUAAAUUUCGAAAGAAUCGUUUACUCGUUUUCAAACACAGAGAAAUGUAACUUCGUUCGCCCACGUUUACUCAACAUUUAUUUCGAAAAUAAUUUACGUCGGUAUUGUUUUUAAUCGGUAAUCGUAGGGCUGUCGCGACAGGAAAACAUCUCCCGUGCCUUAAAGUGCCGUCCAAAUUCGACCUGGUGACAAUAAGCUAACGCUUUCAUUUCACCUUGUUCUUUUCUUCUUUCUUUUUGUGGAAAAGGCCGUCCACGCUGCUCUCGUAACUCGUACAGAUGACUAUCUCGACUGGUCAGAGCCUUACCGAAACUGUGAUCUUUUUAACCGAUCGAACUCACCGUUCGCAGAGUUUCGAUCGAAAAAUUUCGUUUCACCUUUCGAGCUUACUUUUACGAAUUGGCUUCGUGCCCGUUGUGCGCGAACCAGUUGCCUUAAUUCGAGUUUAAGGGUCAUUGAAACUUUAUCCCUAUCCCGACAUUCUCCUCCCCUAUUCUCCCUCGGAUUUUUAACGAAAUUUCGACGAAAACCUCGUCCGUCCUCUUCUGUGCCUUUCGAACUUCACAAAACUUCUCUCUCUCUCUCUCUCUCUCUCCGUUCUCUUUAUUGCGAAAUUGAAACUAGUGUCAAACACGCGCUCUUACACAUACACACCGAUACAAUCGUCGCAAAGAAGGAGCAAAACGGUGAGAAAGAAAAUUUCUGAAGUUUUUUGAACUGCUUUGUGCCGUUUCGUACGAAAAUCCAGCGACAAACAGAAGAAAUUCUGUAAUCCAAAUGGAAAUCGAGACAAACGAGUGCAACAUGAGUUUCGACCGUCGUGUGAUUCCGGUGGUUUUCGUGCACACAGAUCAUCCCAGGCAGCCGCAAUGGCCACCCUAUCCUUGCGUAUCUCCAUCCCGGAGAAAAACGCCACGAAGAUGAUGCAAUUCGACCCGAGCACAUCCAUUUACGACGCUUGCCGUAUUAUCAGAGAGAAACUCGCUGAAGCGGGUAACAUGGGCCAACCCAAGGACUACGGAUUAUUCCUUGCCGACGAGGAUGUGAAGAAGGGGGUUUGGCUAGAGCCGGGCCGGAAUCUCGAUUAUUACAUUCUGAGGAACGGCGAUCUUCUCGAGUACCGGCGUAAACUGCGGACCCUUCGAGUGCGCAUGUUGGAUGGAACGCUGAAGACGUUGUUGGUGGAUGACAGUCAGCCUGUCGCCAAUCUCAUGGUAGUAAUUUGUACGAAGAUAGGCAUCACGAACCACGAUGAGUACUCGUUGGUGCGCGAGUUGGCCGACGAGGAGACUGAGAACCAGAAGCCGGGCAAUUUCGGCACCCUCACGCUCAAGAGGAGAAAAGAGGAGAAAGGCGAGCGGGACGCGAAGAUGGAUCAGUUAAGGAAGAAGCUUAAAACCGACGACGAAGUAAACUGGAUAGAUCCCAGUAAGACUUUACGAGAGCAAGGGAUAGACGAGUCGGAAACGGUGCUGCUGCGGAGAAAAUUUUUCUUCUCAGAUCAAAAUAUCGACAGUCGAGAUCCGGUGCAAUUAUCUCUUUUGUACGUUCAAGCAAGAGACGCAAUUCUAGAUGGCACGCAUCCGGUUACUCAGGAAAAAGCUUGUAUUUUCGCUGGAAUACAAUGCCAGAUCCAGUUCGGUGAUCACAAGGAGGACAAGCACAAGCCAGGCUUUCUCGACCUCAAGGAAUUUUUACCGCAGUCCUACUUGAAGGUGAAGGGUAUCGAGAAGAAAAUUUUUGCAGAGCACAAGAAGCACAUCGGUCUCUCAGAACUGGAUGCCAAAGUGUUGUAUACGAAAACGGCAAGAUCUUUGAGUACUUACGGCGUCACGUUCUUCUUAGUGAAGGAGAAAAUGAAAGGAAAGAACAAGUUGGUGCCUCGUUUGCUCGGCGUCACCAAAGACUCCGUCUUGCGACUCGAUGAAAAAACGAAAGAAAUCUUAAAAACCUGGCCGUUGACUACCGUCCGACGUUGGGGAGCCUCUCCGAACACGUUUACGCUCGACUUUGGCGAUUAUUCUGACCAAUAUUACAGCGUACAGACUACAGAAGCGGAACAGAUACUUCAGCUAAUCUCUGGCUACAUCGAUAUCAUUCUUAAAAAGCAAAAAGCUAAAGAUCACUUUGGUAUCGAAGGAGACGAAGGCUCAACGAUGGUUGAAGAUAGUGUAUCGCCAUUGAAAGCAACGAUCAUGCAACACGAAACGAGCAACGUCGGCAAAGGAAACGUGGAAGCUGUGUCAGUUGCUAUACCUGCGGUUAUGAGAACCGGUGCAGACGGGGCUCGACCAUAUGGGACCGGGCACAUGGGCGGUGCUCAAUACACGACUGUCAGCGGCCAGGUGAACAUCGCUCACGCUCCACCGAUGGUGCAACAAACCAAGGUCACAUCCGUCCUGUCCGAACCACAACGUGCCUUACUGUCGACUAUCACCGCUGGUCACGAGGUGAUCCACAUCGCGGAGACGGAGCUGUCCUGCAAGGCUCAGCUUCCAGAACUGGGCAACGAUCCGACCUCGUUGAAAUGGAUCGAACAGACGAUCGAUACGCACAAACAGAACGUUGGCUCUCAGAUCGCGGCGAUGAACGCCGCGACAGCUCAGGUGGUCACCUUGACUUCCGGUCCAGCCGACGACGUGGAUCACACAGCGGUAGGUGCAGCUAUCACAACGAUCGCAACCAAUCUGCCGGAGAUGACGAAAGGCGUCAGAAUGAUCGCCGCCCUGAUGGAUGACGACUCUUCGGGAGACAAACUGCUGGAUGCAGCAAGGAAGCUGUGCUCCGCCUUCUCCGACUUGCUCAAAGCCACCGAACCUGAAACUAAAGAGCCUUCCUACGUAGCGCUUUCUUCCUCCGAACGAUACCCGAGACAGAACUUGCUGAACGCCGCAUCCCGUGUUGGCGAGGCAUCUCACCAGGUGUUGACAACGAUUGGAGAGGAAAAUGACUCGAAUCGAGAGCUCCAGGACAUGCUAUUGGCAUUGGCUAAGGCCGUAGCCAAUUCAACCGCCGCUCUGGUGCUCAAAGCAAAGAAUAUCGCAGCCACUUGUGAGGAUUCAGCGACUCAAAAUCGUGUAAUCUCAGCCGCCACCCAGUGUGCAUUGGCCACAUCGCAAUUAGUUGCCUGUGCAAAGGUCGUAGCUCCAACUUUGCACUCUCCAGCUUGUCAGACGCAGCUGAUGAACGCAGUUCGUGAAGUGACAAAGGCAGUCGAAGGUCUCUUGGAAGUCUGCAAUGAAACCUGCAGCGACGAGACUCUUCUGAAGGAGCUAAAUGCUGCUGCCACUGAAGUUAAAACGCGAGCCAGGGAGGCAUGCGGCGGUCUGGAAUUAGAUGCAGCAGAAGAAUUGAUAAACAGUUUGAAAGACGAGUUAAGAGAGUUCUACAAUGCCGUGGAAGCUGCUUCUCUAAGACCUUUACCCGACGAGACACCAGAGUCCACUGCUCUCCGACUAGGUGCUACCUCGAAGAACGUCGGAUUCGCUAUGGCUCAGCUUCUAUCCGCUGCUAAGCAAGGAAACGAGAAUUACACUGGAAGCGCAGCUCGAAAGACAGCGUCCGCCCUCAAAGAUUUAACUUAUGCCGUUCGCGGAGUGGCUGCUACUUCGCAUCAACCUGAUACGCAAAAGAAAAUCUUGAUGACCGCCGAUGAUGUUAUUCUAAAGUCGUUGAGACUGGUUAAAGAAGCUCGAAGAGCUCUGAAGAACGCUGACAGUGUAGAGAACGAAGCUAAUCUGGCUGCAGUUGCCAAGGAUGUGUCGAACGCACUGAAUAAAUGUGUGUCUUGCUUACCUGGACAAAGAGACGUAGACGAUGCAAUUAAAAAUAUCGAAGACAUGACUCAGGUCCUUAGCAUGAACGAGUUCCCACAAACCAAUAAGAGUUAUGGACAAUUGCAAAGCGAUCUAAACAACGCAGCUGCGAAUUUGAACGAUGCUUCUUCAAACGUGGUGUCGUCAGUACGUUCUCCAGUGCAGUUAGCUAAUUCUUCCAAACAAUUCACCAACGCUUUUGGAGACCUGUUGGGCGUCGGCAUGGAAAUGGCCGGUCAAACAGCUAUCGAGACUCGAAGUCAGAUGGUGGUUUCUUUGAAGAACGUCAGCAUGACAUCCAGCAAGCUUCUGGGUACUGCUAAAUCCGUAGCAGCCGAUCCGGGUGCUCCAAACGCGAAGAAUCAACUAUCAGCAGCUGCACGAGCCGUCACAGAUUCCAUCAACUAUCUCGUCGAUGUCUGUACCUCGGCUGCGCCUGGACAAAACGAGUGUGACAACGCUAUCAGAAAUAUCCAAUCGAUGAGGUCGCUCCUCGAUAAUCCUAGCCAACCAAUUUCUGACGCGAGCUACUUCGAAUGUCUAGAGACCGUGAUGGAAAAGAGCAAGAGCCUUGGCGACGGAAUGACGGGCAUAGCUAACCACGCAAAGAAAUCAGAGCACGAACAAUUCUCGGUAGCAGUUAGAGGGGUCUCUUUGUCAAUCUGCGGACUGAUAGAAGCAGCAGCUCAGGCUGCUUAUCUAGCUGGCGUAAGCGAUCCAACAUCGGUGGCUGGAAAACCAGGCUUGCUGGACCAAGCUCAGUUCCUCAGAGCUGCACAGGCCAUUCAUACCGGCUGUCAAAGUCUUGGAAAUCCUACAAGUACCGAACAACAAGUCCUUUCAGCUGCUACCAUGAUAGCAAAGUAUACGAGUGCUCUCUGCAAUGCUUGUCGCGAAGCAUCGAACAAGACCAGCAAUCCUGUUGCUAAACGUCACUUCGUUCAGUCAGCCAAGGAUGUUGCCAAUUCCACAUCAGUCCUGGUGAAAGAAAUCAAGGCGCUGGAUCAGAAUUAUUCCGAGGCCAACAAGGCGAAGUGUGCAGAGGCUACCAGGCCACUUUUGGAAGCGGUUGACAACCUGUGUACGUUUGCUGGAUCUCCAGAAUUCGCUAGUCAGCCUGCAAAGAUAUCCGUCACAGCUAGAGCUGCCCAAGAGCCAAUAACUAGCGCCGGUAAAGCUAUUAUCGAUGGUUCUUGCGCGAUGGUGCGAGCCGCCAAGAGUCUCGCUGUCAGUCCAAAAGAUCCUCCAACUUGGCAAUUAUUGGCAAAUCACAGCAAGAGCGUGAGCGAUUCGAUCAAGUCUCUAGUCGCUUCCAUACGCGACAAAGCACCUGGGCAGAAGGAAUGCGACGUUGCGAUCGAGAAACUAUCAGCUAGAAUUCGAGAACUGAAUGCCGCGUCUUUCAGUGCUGUUUCACAGGCGCUGGUUUCACGAAGAGAGAAUACGAUGCAAGGAUUCACGGAUCAGAUGGAGACCAGUGCUAGCGAGUUACGAGAAAAAUUGGAACCUCUUCGAACAGCUGCCAAAUACGAGGCUGAAAACGUAGGACAUGCCGUCAAUCAGAUUGCUUUGUACUGCGAGCCUCUAGUUUCUGGUGCUAUCGGUGCUGCUUCAAACAUGGUGCACUCGAAACAACAGAUAGUGCUACUGGAUCAGACGAAAACCGUCACCGAGUCUGCUCUACAGCUUGUCUGCGUGACAAAAGAAUCUGGUGGUAAUCCGAAGGCAGUUAAUCUGCACACUGAAGUUGACGAGACAGUGGAAUCCAUGAAAGAUGCGCUGCAGGAAUUACAAAACACUUUGGAGACAAUUUCGACAUCUUAUGGAAUCGUUACUGGGCUAAUCGACGCUAUUUCUCGAGCCAUGGUUAGAUUGGAAGAUCACAGAAUGUCUACGAUCGAUACAGUGGAUUCUUACGUGGAUUAUCAAACGAGAAUGGUGGAAGCUGCUAAGGAGAUCGCUCGGCUGGCGCAGGAAAUGUCAACAAAAUCUAGCACCGACGUAGCCAGACUAAGUCCCCUUAUAGUGGAUAUCUCCCACAAGUACACUCAGCUAGCCCGCGAUACGUCCGGCGCUUCAGCGGCCGCAUCUAACGCUGACGUGUCUGCGAGACUUCGCGCAAGCGUCCAAGAGCUUGGCAAAGCCUGCGUAGACAUCGUUAGAGCUGCAGGAACCUGCCAAAUGUCACCAGGCGACGCUUACACUCAAAGAGAAGUCGCAGAGCACAGCAAGAUAGUCACGGAAAAGGUAUCUCAGGUGUUAGCUGCGCUUCAGGCUGGUUCCAGGGGAACUCAAGCUUGUAUCAACGCUGCAAGUACCGUGUCAGGCAUUAUCGGUGACCUGGACACCACGAUCAUGUUCGCCACUGCUGGAACCUUGCACGCAGAAAACGAAGGCGACACCUUUGCCGAUCAUCGAGAGAACAUCUUGAAGACAGCCAAGGCUCUCGUUGAAGAUACGAAAACGCUAGUAGCUGGAGCAGCCUCGUCUCAAGAGCAACUGGCAGUUGCAGCGCAAAAUGCCGUGUCGACUAUCGUUCAACUUGCCGAAGUGGUUAAAUACGGAGCUGCCAGCUUGGGCAGUCAGAAUCCCGAGGCUCAAGUAAUGCUAAUAAACGCGGUAAAAGAUGUGGCUUCUGCACUCGGCGACUUGAUACACGCCACUAAAGCAGCCAGUGGCAAACCUAUCAACGACCCCAGCAUGGCCCAUUUAAAGGACUCUGCCAAGGUGAUGGUAACCAACGUGACGUCCCUGCUGAAGACAGUGAAAGCUGUCGAAGAUGAGCACACUCGUGGCACCAGGGCUCUGGAAUCAACCAUCGAGGCGAUAGCUCAAGAAAUACGCGCCUUGAACACUCCAGAGACGCAGAAGAUCAACGUGACACCCGAAGAUCUGGUUCGAUGCACUAAGAGUAUCACCAUUUCAACCGCCAAAGCUGUAGCUGCCGGAAAUAGUUGUAAACAGGAUGACAUAAUUGCGGCUGCAAACAUGGGACGAAAGGCUAUCAGCGACAUGCUGACCAUUUGUAAAGGAGCAGCGUAUAAUUGCGCAGAAACAGCUGAAUUGAGAGAAAGAACUCUUCAGGCUGGUCACGACGUCGCUCUUAAUUAUAGGGAAUUGUUGCAAGCUAUAUUACAAAUAUCUUCAAGAUCUGGUGAUGCGAAACACACUUUGCCACCCAUUAGUAGAAAGAUCGCUCAGAGCGUUACCGAGUUGGUGGCUGUGGCUGAAUUGCUGAAGGGCACCGACUGGGUGGACCCUGAUGAUCCGACGGUCAUUGCAGAAAAUGAGUUACUAGGUGCUGCAGCCAGUAUCGACGCUGCCGCGAAGAAGCUUGCCAGCUUGAGACCUCGGAGAAGUAUACAGGAGGCAAACGAAGAUAUGAACUUCGACGAAAUGAUCCUAGAAGCAGCCAAAUCGAUCGCAGCCGCUACAUCGGCUCUUAUAAAAGCAGCCAGUGCAGCUCAAAGAGAGCUUAUCGCAACAGGAAAGGUUUCUCGAACUCCCCUAACCAGUUCCGACGAUGGUCAGUGGUCCGAAGGUCUAAUUUCUGCCGCAAGAAUGGUCGCAGCUGCAACUCACAGCCUCGUUGAAUCUGCAAACGCUCUGGUACAAGGCGUCAGCUCCGAAGAAAAACUAAUUUCCAGCGCGAAACAAGUAGCCAGCAGUACGGCACAAUUAUUGGUCGCUUGCAAAGUAAAAGCUGAUCCAGAUAGCGAGAGCACGAAACGUCUGCAAGCAGCUGGAAAUGCUGUGAAACGCGCCACCGACAAUUUAGUACGAGCAGCCCAACAGGCUAUUCAGCAAGAAGAAGACAGAUCUUUGAUCCUAAACCGUAGAAUGGUUGGAGGUAUCGCUCAGGAGAUAAACGCCAGAUCAGAGGUCCUUCGCAUCGAGAGGGAACUGGAAGAAGCUAGAGGAAGACUCACUGCCAUUCGACAGGCCAAGUAUAAAAAUCGUCCAGAUUUAGCUGACACCGAUACCGAUGCCGAACAGAGUGGCUACGAGAGCACGACUAGAUACGAGACCAGAGCUUAUGAAACUCACAAUCAGUCACAGAUGAAUUACAGCACGUAUCAGCAACAUUCUACAACGCACAAUAUUGGCCAACUCAGUUCCGACAGACAAACUCUGGUUAGCCCGGAAAAAGUUUAUUCAACGCAGAGCACGUUAGAAAGGAAAAUGAAAGAGAGUCAGUAUCGGUCUACAAUGGAAAGUCAGUAUGGGUCGGUGGAGAAAAAAUAUAACGAAAGUCAAUACGAUAGACGGUAUGUUUCGGACAGUCCAUACCUUGUUACCGAAAAGAAGGUGACUAUGGAAAGUUCAUCCGGUCAGUACAGUUCUAUCGAAAGGAAGAUCAAUAAGGAAAGUUAUAAUACCGAGGCAACCAUGUUGUAAUGAUCGCAACAUCUUUUGCAAGUCAAUUCAUUAACAACAAUGUUUAGUAUAAUGAUAAGACAACGAAAAACCCAAUAACGAUCGUUUACACAAUAUCAGCACGUGCUCAGUUGAGAAUAAAUUAAGGACUGCCUUCUAGGACGAAAAUGACAAUCUUUAAAAAAAAAAAAAAAAAAAAAAAUA
This is a messenger RNA of Bombus huntii, 9041 nucleotides long. It is a transcript of the gene rhea, whose product is annotated as talin. Gene Ontology annotation, biological process: cell-cell adhesion. The coding region runs from base 1515 to 8858 and encodes 2447 amino acids. The record is from RefSeq and is a predicted model, not a curated record. Gene Ontology annotation, cellular component: focal adhesion; cytoskeleton; ruffle. Gene Ontology annotation, molecular function: structural constituent of cytoskeleton; integrin binding; actin filament binding. The transcript has 14 exons. Lineage: Eukaryota; Metazoa; Arthropoda; Insecta; Hymenoptera; Apidae.